AUGUCAUCUUAGAAACUUAUCAAAUUUAAAAUACAUCUCAUUGGUUAUCCUGGGUAGCAUUUUCUAUUAUUUUAUUUAGUGUUGGCAAAUCAGCUAUAACCAAAUAAUUUAUUGAUUCCAAAUUUGAUAUCAUAACAUAAUCCAUAGGUCUAGGUAUGGAUAUUAAAGAAAAGAAUGUUAUUAUUAAUAAUGUAUUUGUUACUCUUUAAGUAAAAACAAAAUUUGCAUUAGAUUUGGGAUGGGCCAGGUAAUGAAAGAUUUUAAAACGGUCUGGUUUAUCGAAGAUUGGAUUGCUUGAUUAUAGUCUAUGAUAGCUACGAUUAGGAUCCAGUAAAAACUCUGGAGUAUUGGAAUAAAUUGUAAUAAAAGUUAAGCAAAAGUGAAGAUAAAGAGUAAUUUUCAAUUUUUGUUAUCAAAGUUAAUAAAAAUGAUAUUGUUGAGAAAAAUGAAAUAUUGAAGAGUAUAUCUGUUUUAGAGUGGUGUAAAUAAAAUAGAAUCAAAUAAUUUUUUAAAGUAUCCUGCUAGGACAAUCUAAUAAUUAAUGAAACAUUUACAGAGAUUACAAAGAUCUUAUUAAGAUAAAAUUUGAAAUAAUUGAGUACAAAACAUUUAACAAUUAAUUUAUUUGAUGAUUCUUCUAAAGUUACAACAUCAUCUCAAAACACAAUUAUGAAAUCAUAACUAAAAUGCAAUAUGUAAGAAAGAUUUGAGUCAAUUCGAUGUUACAAUCAGCAUGAUUGUCCGCCAAGUAUUGUACUUCUUGAUAAUAAUCUUAAAGGAGUCAAAAGGUUAGCUUGUUCAUAAUGCAUUAAUGAAAUAAGUGGACGGUUUAAUGGCAUCAAUAUAGUUGAAGCAAUUAAAAUAAUAGAAGAAUGUAAGAAUAAUUUACUUGAUGUCGUUUCCGAUUCUAGCCAGAAUAUUGUUAGCCUUUUAAAUUGUUUAAUUGAACAAAUAUUAUAAUAGAAAGCUUUAAUUUUAUAGUAAAUGGAUUAAAUGAUAAAUUAAGUUAAAAAUUGGAUUGAUGAGAUUAAAUAGUUUGAGAUAAAGUAGUGCUCAUACAGCUUUAUUGAUGAAAUUGAUUAAUUGAAUAUAUCUAUUGAAAUUAAAAGAAAUAAAUAAGUUUAGGAACUUAGUUAAAUAAUUGAUAAUAUUACCUAAUCCUAUGAAACAAAAAUAUAAAAUACAAAUUAAUAAUUACAAAUACACUUUUAAAGGACAUAAAAUAUAUUAAGAGUAAUUUCAUCUGGCGCUUCUUAUGAGGAAUUGAAUUUAUUUAGAGAAUGUAAUUUAGCACAAGUUAAAGCAUUCAAUUAGUUAGAUUAUAAGUUAGUUUCAGAAGUUAGAAAAUAGGGAUAGUGCCAUGCAUUAGCAUUUAAUCAUAAUCAAACUAUUAUGGCGGCUAGUUUAAACAAAAACAUAGUAAUAUGGAAUUUUUCAAAAGGAUAGCUAUUAGAUAAAAAGGCUAGCUUAUAAGAUCAUGAAAAACAAAUAAAAUGUAUUGUUUUUAGUAAAAAAAAUAAUUGGUUGUUCUCUGGAAGUGAGGAUAACACAAUUAGAAGCUGGAAAGAAAAAGAGACUUGGUUUAGUAAUAGUAAAUGGGAAAGCAGUAAAGCAGACAAAAAACAUACAAAUUGGGUAAUAUAAUUACUUUUAAAUGAUUAAGAAAAUUAAUUAAUAUCUUGUAGUAUAGAUAAGACAGUUAAAAUCUGGAAAAUUUAAUAUGAUUAAAAUUCUAUUAAGUUAAUUUAGUCUCUUGAGAAACAUUAAAAACCAGUUUUAUCAAUCAGUUUAAAUUAAUCUCAGUAAUAAUUUAUAUCUUGGGGUGAAGACAAAUAAGUUAUUUUAUGGGAAAAAAACUUAGAAUAAAAAUGGUAAUUUAAGAAUAUUGUUCUCUUAUACAAUUCAAUUUAAGGAAUUAAUAUAAGUGUUAGAUUCCUUAUGGGUCAAUAAAUUAUAUGCAAAACAUAUAAUGGAUAGAUAGAAAUGUAUAAAUUAACAAAAGAUGAAUAUGAAAGACAUCAAGUAUUAGAUUUUGAUGUUUAAAAUUCUGAUGAGAACUAAUAAGAAUCUUAAAUAAUUUAUAAUAUUUAAACUGAAUUAAUAGUAAUUCAACACAAUAAAUGUUUUUAUUUUUUCAGAUAUUCUUUCGAUGAUUGCAAAUUGUAAUAAGUUUGUUAACCAUUGCAAUACGAGUAGGAAGUUUGCUUUUUUGAUAUUACAUAUGAUGGAAAAUACUUUGUUGUAUGGAUGUAGCAUCCUCUAUUCAAAUUUAGAAUAUAUGAAAUGAAUUAUAUUCAAAUAUAAUGA
Paramecium octaurelia is the source of this 2307-nucleotide messenger RNA. The record is from the annotation of a GenBank genome assembly. NCBI's taxonomy places the organism in Eukaryota, Ciliophora, Oligohymenophorea, Peniculida, Parameciidae.